This is a messenger RNA of Acanthamoeba castellanii str. Neff, 3723 nucleotides long. RefSeq names its product condensin complex component SMC1, putative. NCBI's taxonomy places the organism in Eukaryota, Discosea, Longamoebia, Acanthamoebidae. The coding region runs from base 1 to 3723 and encodes 1240 amino acids. Gene Ontology annotation, cellular component: nucleus; chromosome; cohesin complex. Gene Ontology annotation, biological process: sister chromatid cohesion. The record is from RefSeq and is a predicted model, not a curated record. The transcript has 15 exons. Gene Ontology annotation, molecular function: protein binding; ATP hydrolysis activity; ATP binding.
AUGCCGCAAUCAGGCCGAAUCGAGCGAAUCGAGGUAUUCAACUUCAAAUCAUACAAAGGCGAGCAGACCAUCGGCCCAUUCCACAAGUUUAGCGCCGUAAUUGGUCCCAAUGGCGCCGGCAAAUCGAAUCUCAUGGACGCAGUGAGCUUCGUCCUCGGUGUGAAGACGAAGCAGCUGCGCGGCACGCGAUUGAGGGAUCUCGUGUAUCGCGUGGAGGGAGACCAGAUGGAGGGCACCGAAGAGGAGAGAGCGUGGGUGCAGCUGGUCUUCCUUCACGGGCCAGAGGGCGAGGAACGAGAGCUGGUCUUCCGGCGCGAAAUCACACCAGCCGGAAGCAGUGAAUAUUCAAUCAACGGCAAGGUGGUCUCCUGGGACGCCUACGAUGCCCGCCUUCAGAAAUUCGGCAUCCUCGUCAAGGCGCGCAACUUCCUCGUCUUCCAGGGAGACGUAGAAAGCAUUGCGUCUAAGUCGCCAAAGGAGCUGACCGCCCUGAUAGAGUCCAUCUCGGGCUCGGACCAGCUCAGCGAGGAGUACGACCGUCUCGCCGACGAUAAGAACAAGGCCGAGGAGAACACCAUCUUCAACUUUCAAAAGAGGAAGGGUAUCUCCGCCGAGAAGAAGCAGUACAAGGAGCAGAAGGAGGAAGCCGAGCGAUUCAAUGAGCUCGUCAAGACCCAGAGGGACGUUCUGCUGGAGUACAUGCUCUUCCAAUUCUUCCACAUCGAAAAGAACCUGAGCAAGGACAGGAAGCUCGUCGAGAACGGGAACAAGCAGCUCGAGGACCUCGACAAGUCGCGCGACGACGUCGAAAAGCGCUUCAAGAAGAUGAAGGCGCGCCAGGCCAAGUCCCACCAGAAGACCCUCGAUCUCGAGAAGCAGCUACGCCAAAAGGAGCGCGAGCUUCGCAAGAAGUCGCCCGACCUGAUCAAGAAUCAGGAGGAGAUCGCGCACAUCACGCAGCGCUUGGAAUCUUCCGUCAAGUCCGCCAAGAAGCAGCAGGCCGAUUUCGACGAGCAGCGCAACGAGAUCAACGCCCUCGAGACCGAGCUGGACGAGGUGCGCAAGAAGGCGAGCGACUUCGAGGCCCAGGUGCAGGAGCGGGAGGCGCAGGAGAAGCUCGUGCUCUCCGAGGAGCAGCAGGAGGAAUACAACAACAGGAAGCAGGAGGCCGGUCGGGAGACAGCGCCGAUCAAGCAGGAGCUGGAGGGCUUGAUCCGUCAGCAGCGGCUGGACUCCGAGAUGCGGGACACCAGCGAGGCCAAGCUCAGGGACCUGCAGGCGCGUAAGAAGCACCUCGCGGAGACCGAGGAGCAGUACGAGCGCCGGUACUCCAAGGUGCAGGAGUUCAUCGACCAGACCGAGGCGAAGAAGCGCGAGCUCGAGGAGGAGCUCGCCUCCGUCUCCGCCGCCAACAAGGCCGCCAGCGAGCAGCAGGAGAAGCUCAUGGCCCAGCUGGAGGACAUUCACGAACAGCUCAACGAGGCCAAGGUCGACAUCCGCUCCGAUCAAAGAGAGAUCCGCUUCCGGGAAGCCCUGGAGAGCAUGAAGCGCAUCUUCCCCGGCGUGAUCGGCCGCAUGGUCGAUCUUGUGGAGCCUCAGGCGCGUCAGUACCACGUCGCUGUGUCGGUGGUGCUGGGAAGGAAUAUGGAGGCCAUCGUGGUUGACGACGCCAAGACUGCCGAGGAGUGCAUCAACUAUCUGAAGGAGCAGCGCGUGGGUACGGCAACGUUCCUGCCGCUGAGCUCGCUCAAGGUGAAGCCCAUCCACGAGCGUCUGCGCAAUCAGCUGGCGACCAGCAAAUCGGCCAAGUUGAUCAUCGACCUCCUCAAGUUCGACAGUCGCAUCCAAAAGGCCGUGCUCUACGCCGUCGGCAACACGGUCUAUUGCGACACCCUUGACGAGGCCAAGACCCUCGCCUUCGACCGUGCCCAGCCGCUCAGGACCGUCUCCAAGAACGGCACGCUCAUCAGGAAGUCUGGUCUGAUGACCGGUGGCCCGGGCAUCGGUGCCAAGGCCAAGAAGUGGGACGAAAAGAAGGUCGAAGGCCUCAAGAAGAAGAGGGACAAGUACAUCACCGAGCUGCAGGAAGUGGGCCGCACGCUCCGUGGCGUGACGAGGGAGCAGCAGCUCACGUCCCAGACCCAGGGUCUCCAGGGCCGGCUGGACAACUUCAAGAUCGACUUGGGCCUCACCAAGGACAAGCUCACCCGCACCCGCGAGGAGCGCGAGUCCGUCGAAGCCGAGAUCGAGACGCUGGAGGAGCAGCUGGCACGGCUCACCAAGGCGAUCGAGGCCCGCGAGGCGACGAUCGCUGCGCAGACCGCGCGCAUCCACGAAAUCGAGGACGAGCAAUUCCGGGCGUUCAGCGAGCAAGUGGGCGUGACCAACAUCCGCGACUACGAAGAAAAGCGCGAGGCCUGGGAGAAGGAGAAGGCCGAGAAGCGCCUCAUGUUGGGCAAUCAGAUCUCUCUUCUCGAGAAUCAGCUCAAGUACGAACAGAACAGGGACGUGGAGACCAGUCUCAACAACCUCAAGCAGCGGAUCAAGGACGACAAGGCGGCGCUCAAGGAACUGGAGAAGAGCAUCAAGGUGCUGCAGAAGGAGGAGAACAAGGAGAAGAAGGAGACCGACGAGCUCAAGCGACAGCGAGACGAGGCCAAGAAGGAGGUGGAGAGCCUUGAAGGCGAGCUGCAGGACAUCAAGAAGAAACUCAACGGCCUCAUCGAGCAGGCCGGAAAGCAGCACAAGCACCUCACCGCCCUCGAAACGGAAAUGGACCAGCUGCGUAUGCGAAGGCACAACCUGUACCAGCGCUGCAAGGUCGACAACAUCGCCCUUCCCCAGCUGACCGAAGAAGGCGCCGAAGAGAUUCCGUCGCUCGGCGUUGAGUUCCCCAGCGAGGAGAUGGAGUUGGCGACUCAGGACGUUCGCGAGAUGACCGAAAAGGAGGACGACAUCAACUUGGACUUCUCCAAGCUCAGCAAGAAGCUCCAGACUAUCCCCAAGGACGAGGAGGGGCGCGUGAAGCAGGAGCUCGAGCAAAAGCUGCAGGGCAUCAAUCUGGCGAUGCAGAAGAUGGCGCCCAACCUGCGCGCUACGGACCACUUCAACGAGGUCGAAACGCGACUCCGCACCACCGAGGACGAGUUCGAGGAUGCCCGUACGCGCGCCAAGGAGGCCGCCGAACGAUUCGCCGCCAAGAAGCAGGAGAGAUACGACACGUUCAUGAAGGCGUACAACCACAUCGCCGAGAACAUCGACACGAUCUACAAGGCGCUGACCCGCAGCACGUCGCACGUGGGCGGCACGGCCUUCCUCAACCUGGAGAACCCGGACGAGCCCUACCUGCACGGCAUCAAGUACAACGCCAUGCCGCCCCUCAAGCGAUUCCGCGACAUCGAGCAGCUCUCCGGCGGCGAGCGAACCGUGGCCGCGCUCGCCCUUCUCUUUGCCAUUCACAGCUACCAGCCGUCGCCGUUCUUCGUGCUCGACGAGGUCGACGCGGCGCUGGACAACCACAACAUCGCCAAGGUGGUGCGCUACAUCCGGUCGCGAGUGGAGGACGACGAUCUGCAGUGCAUCGUCAUCUCGCUCAAGGACACCUUCUACUCGCGCGCCGACGCUCUCGUCGGCAUCUACCGAGAUCAGGACUUGGACUGCUCUGGCACGGUCACGCUGUCGCUGGAGGACUAUCCCGAUGGCAAGACCGACGAGACCUACUGA